AUCAGCUCGACUGGACCUCUACCGGUCGUCAGUCGCUGGAACACGUCCAAUCGUUUCGGACCCGGCAGGCUGUGAUUCUUCUUUUUUCGCUGUUGAAUUUCAGUGUGUUUUUUUUUUCUUAAACCCUAACCCAAGCUAGUUCGACGUCACACGAUGGGUAAAUUAGUGUGGCAAAUUGUGGUGCUGUGUUCCAUCGCUUGUCUUAAGCCUUCGGUCGCCCAGUAUCUUUCCAGCUGUCAAACGCCGGACGGUGACCGGGGUACCUGUGUGCUGGUGCGCGAAUGUCCCUUUGCCCGGGCGGUGCUGAUGAAGCAGAAACACUCGAACAAUGACAUCCGGUACAUUGAGGCGAUACGGUGCGGGAUGCUCGAGACGAAGGCGCUCGUGUGCUGCAACGCACCGAACAUCACGCAAACGGACAAACCGGUUGAGGCGGAAACGAUUGCCGAACUGGUCGAAAAUCGGUUCAGCACACCGGAGGAAAAAAGGGGCCUGCUGCCGGUGGAGUGCGGUGUCGAUCGGUAUCGUGGACCGGUACGCGGCGAGCAGGCAGGACUGUUCGAUUUUCCGUGGAACGUCCUGAUUCAGCAUCGCACCAAAGAUGGCGAGAAUCGGUUCCAUUGCGGCGGAUCACUGAUUAGCGAUCGAUACGUACUGACAGCUGCUCGGUGCAUUAUGGGCAUCAAAAAAACCUGGACAGUCGUAUCCGUCCGGGUGGGUGAAUGGAAUUUGCAAACCAAUCCCGACUGUACCUCGGCGACCGUUGACACUGAAUGUGCUGCCCCCGUUCAGGAUAUUGCGAUCGAAAAAAUCAUCAUUCCCACCAACUACACCGGAACCGACUCACCCGCAGUGAAGCAAGACAUUGCCCUGCUACGACUGGCACGUAAGCUAGAAUUCAACGAAUCAGUUGCUCCGAUUUGUUUACCACUCGAUACGACGGCGUGGACCAGCUACAGCACCGAGAGUGGCCAGUUUUAUGAGAGCGGUUGGGGAAAAACGCCCGACGCCGUCGCUGGUGAUAACAAAUGGAAUUACGCCUCGGUCGGUGUUUCGCGGGACGUUUGCCUUGCACAGUAUCCACACGCCAACGUGGACGAGGAACAGAUUUGUGCGACACCACAGCGGUUGGAGGACACGUGCAGGGGAGACACGGGUGGACCGCUGAUGUAUUCUCAUACGGAUCGUGCCUGGUAUCUGGUGGGCGUCGGCAGCUUCCACAAGCAGUGUGCCAUCCGUGGUGAGCCGGCCGUCUACACGAAUGUGGCCAGCUUUACCGAUUGGAUUAUUGACAAUCUGGAACCGUAGGAAUGGGGAGCUUUAUUGGUGCGUGAGUAAGGCGCACAGGUUUUCCCCCAUUUUCUAAUUGACUUAAUUAACUAUGUACAAUCGAGCUGUGUCAACGUUAUGAACAAGGUAUACAGAAUAAAGGUGAAGAGAAGCAAGACAUA
Messenger RNA from Anopheles stephensi (Asian malaria mosquito), 1451 nucleotides. RefSeq names its product CLIP domain-containing serine protease 14D-like. Gene Ontology annotation, biological process: proteolysis. Lineage: Eukaryota; Metazoa; Arthropoda; Insecta; Diptera; Culicidae. The record is from RefSeq and is a predicted model, not a curated record. Gene Ontology annotation, molecular function: serine-type endopeptidase activity. The transcript has 5 exons. The coding region runs from base 154 to 1308 and encodes 384 amino acids.